GUAUUUCCGCUCGGGGGCACCCCCGGUCAUCAACCCUCUGCAGAGCCACUUCCCCCGGGAGACAGCGGUGCCGGGCUCCUUCGCCCUCACGCUCACCUGGAGCCUGCCCAACAGGACCACAGGCGUCUUCAAUGUCACCAGCCCCCUGCCCGGGGAUUGGUUCCUGGCCGCCCACCUGCCCAGGGAGCAAGGCAAGAUCUCCGUCAAGGGCCUGGCCGAGGACUGCCAGUACCUCUUCCAGCCACAGCUGAUUGUCCAGCGCCUGGUGGGCAUCGCGGUCCUCUACCCGGGCUACGCCACCGAGCAUGCCCUCUCCACCCACAACCGCUCCCUGCUCUACAAGGUCUUCAUCCCCAGCUACACCUCCCGGGUGCUGGUGCAGCUGCGGAACUGCCAGGGGGGCGACCAGAGCGGCGAGGGCUGCCCGCUGUGGCUGAAAGCGCGCGGCAAGGCGCCCCCUCUGCACAACUCCACCGCCGUCGACUGCCGCGAACAGGCGCCCUGCCGCCUCGCCCUCGAGCUGCCCUUCUGGCAGACCUGGUACUACCUGCUGGUCGAGAAGGAGCCCGCCCCCGCCCCCGCCCCCGCCGCAAGCCUCAAGUUCCAGCUGCUGGUGCAGCUCAAGGACUGCGCCCGGAGCGGCCUGGCGCGAUCCCUCUUCCACCUGCCGGGCUCCCACCUGAACAUGCCCCAUUCCUUCGGCUCCCCCGGGGGGGCGGCCCUGGCCGCGCACCUGCCCGCCGCCUCCCCUGCGAACGGCUCCCGGCCGGCGGCCCCCAGCGCCCCUCCGACGGCCAGCGAGCACUGCUGGCCCAUCCGGCCCACCCUCCGCAACGAGCUGGACACCUUCGCCGUGCACUUCUACAUCUUCUUCGGGCCCAACGUCUCCGUGCCCCCCGACCGGCCCGCCACCUUCGCCGUCAGCCUCCUGCCCGUGCUCGACAGCGGCGGCACCCUCAACCUCGAACUCCGCCUCAACGUGUCCUCUCUGCGGGGGGAGAACGCCACCGUCUUCGCUUGCCUGACCCACGAGGUGCCUCUGGCUCUGGAAGAGAACUCCUCGGUCAGCUGCGAGACAGAGCUACUGGCCGGGUUCUUGCUGUCCGUCAGCGCCGCCGCGCCCCUCGCCCGCCUGCGGAUCCCCUACCCCCAGACGGGGAGCUGGUACCUCAGCCUGCGCUCGCUCUGCGCCUCCGACCGCGGGCUGGAGCCCUGCGGGAACGUGACCGCCGAGGUGUACCUGCGGACUUACCUGUCGCCCUGCAUCGACGACUGCGGCCCCUACGGGCAGUGCAAGCUGCUGCGCACCAACAACUACCUGUACGCGGCCUGCGAGUGCAAAGCGGGCUGGAGCGGCUGGGGCUGCACGGACAACGCGGCGGCCUUCUCCUACGGCUUCCAGCUGCUCUCCACGCUGCUGCUCUGCCUCAGCAACCUCAUGUUCCUCCCGCCGCUGCUCAUCGCCCUGCGCAGCAACUACCUCCUCGAGGCCGCCGUCUACCUCUUCACCAUGUUCUUCUCCACCUUCUACCACGCCUGUGACCAGCCAGGCAUCGUGGUCUUCUGCAUCAUGGACUACGACGUGCUCCAGUUCUGCGACUUCCUGGGCUCCCUCAUGUCCGUCUGGGUCACCGUCAUCGCCAUGGCCCGCCUCCAGCCCGUCGUCAAGCAGGUGCUGUACCUGUUGGGCGCCAUGCUGCUCUCGAUGGCGCUGCAGCUGGACCGCCACGGCCUGUGGAACUUGCUGGGGCCCAGCCUCUUCGCCUUGGGGGUCAUGGCCAUCGCCUGGACGGCGCGCAGCAUCCGGCGGAGACGCUGCUACCCGCCCACGUGGCAGCGCUGGACCUUCUACCUGCUGCCCGGCGCCCUCAUCGCCGCCUCGGCGCUGCUGCUCUACGCCUUCGUGGAGACCGAGGAGAACUACUUCUACAUCCACAGCAUCUGGCACAUGCUCAUCGCCGGCAGCGUGGGCUUCCUGCUGCCCCCGCAGGCCAAGGGCGAGGCCCCGGACGCCGCCCCCUUCGCCAGCCCCCUGCCCCGGCCCAAGAAAGGCUGCGGCUACCGCCUCUGCAUCAACGAGCAGGAGGAGCUCGGCCUCGUCGACCCCGCAGGCGGCAGCGGCAGCGGCGGCGCCUCGGUCACCAGCGUCUGCACCAGCUGA
Molecule: messenger RNA, 2161 nt
Organism: Heteronotia binoei (common prickly gecko)
Lineage: Eukaryota; Metazoa; Chordata; Lepidosauria; Squamata; Gekkonidae
Gene: TMEM8B
Product: transmembrane protein 8B
Exons: 11
Cellular component (GO): plasma membrane
Source: RefSeq, a predicted model, not a curated record